AUGGCUGGCUUUGUUGCUUACAAAAAUCAAUAUUAAUUGGGCACUUUAUCAUUUUGGACUCGAAAUAUAGCUGUCCUCUUCUCCUUCUAUAUCUAUUAUUUCUCAACGGCAUUUUUUCCUCUAAUAUUUGAAAUUUGCCUUAUUAAUUCAUCUGAUUUAGCACAAUUUUUAGUUUCGAUCGUCAUUAUGCUCUAAGCACUCAUAAUUAUGAUAUUGGGAGAGCUUGUUUAUAGAAGAGGUUUAAUAUUUAAAUCAACAUCUCAUUUAUAUAUAAAUAUGACAACAUACUCAUACGUAAUAAAAAUUCUGAAAUUAAUUUAAAUCAUAAUAUUUUUUUACUUAAAAUCACAAUUUCUCUCACAAAUGAUUUAAUGUGUAAUUAACAUCGUAAUAUAAUUGUGUCUUAUUGCAGAAUAGAUUAGAGUCAAAGUUUAUGCAUAGAAGAUCUACUCGAUCACAAUUAUUGCUUUUGCUUCCAUUGGAUUAGUCCUUUCCUUUGAUGUUCUUCUGACUCAAUCAACCAACAAUAACAAUUAUUGGAUAUUGAUUUGUAUAAUCGUGAUUAAAAUAUUACUAUAUCUCGAUGAAUUUAAGUUUGAUAAAAUAUCUACUUAUGGAGUCCAUGAAUUAAAAUACCUCUUUUCCUAUUUAGAUUUAAGCAAUCAUGAAAAAACUGUUAUUAAACUAUAAAUUUAUAUGCUUUUCUAUAGUCAUUAUCAAAGUUGUGAUAAAAAGUAAACUUGCCAUUGUACAAAAGAACCUAAGGAUUAUUAUGCAUCAUUAAUAAAGAUUAUUGAAAGUAGAAUUGAGGAGAAACUCCAUGGGAAAAUUGAAAUAUCUAGAGAUUUAAUUUGUACUGAUUAUGCUUAGAUUUUAUUCAGAAAUUAAUAAUAUGUACAAGCUUAAUAACAUAUAACUAGAUUUUUGGCCAAAGAAUCCUUUAAUUAUGAAAAAAACUAAAAUCCAUUAUCAACAAUUACAACAUUUUUAUUAGAAUAUAUAAAAGCUGAAGUGUUAAAUUAAGUAUUAAUUUAGAUGACAGAAAAAAUAGUAUUAUCCAAUUAACAUAACAAAUUGCUGAACGAAUCCUUAAAAUCGUUUGUUUUGAAUGAAAAUUCGGAUUCGUAAAUAAUGGUGAAUUUAAAAAAAAUAAUUCAAAAUAAAAUUUAAUUUUAUUCUAAUUUUGUUGAACACUAAAAUAAUUAUUUCGGAAAUGUUAAUUAUGCAUUGCAAUUUAUUAAUUAAAUUAAAUAAUUUAAAGAGGUUUUAUUAGACCGAUAUAAUUAGUUUCCAAGUAUAUAUGUAAUAUAAAUUUAGCUAGCAGUAAUCAAAACAUAUUGAAAUACUUCUCGUUGCAUAUUCUAAAUGAUUAUAUUGAUUCCUUCAAUAUCAACAAGGGCAAAGCUUUUGAGGAUGAUAAAUUCAAUCAAAUAUCAGGUUAGAUGUAUCAUAAAAUAUUUGGAAUUAAUCCUGCCUAUUUUAUUACUGAACUCAAUUCUGAAUUUGAUGUGAUUAUAACUAAGAAAUCUUCAAGAGCAAUAUACUUAUUGUAAUAAUGGAAGGUUAUAUAAUCAGAAUAAAAAUAUCAUUUGAACACAGAGUUAAAUGUUUUCUUACCUGAAUAUGUCUCAUAAAAGCAUGGUAGUUUGAUUGAAAGAUUUUUAAAUGAUGGACAAAAUAAAUAUUACCAGUAAUAAAAUCUAUCAUUUUUAAAAUAAUAAGAGAAGGUAAUGAUGCCAAUUCAAAUAAUGAUAAGCAUGAACUAAACAAACUAUGACAAGUUCUCCUUUCUGACAUUUUUUUAUGAAUCCUAAGACUAUCGAUCAUAUUUAGUAGUUGAUAAGCAUCUUGAGAUCUUGAAUAUAAGUUCUAACAUUUCGGAGAGCUUGUCUAUGAAUGAAUCUAAGGGUCAUCAAAGUUGUAUAACUAAAAUAAUCCCUAAUUUUCAACAGCUAGUAGCAACGCAUCAACAUUAAUUUUACAAUUAAGAAAUUAAGUUAGUUAAGGAUCAUAAUAAUCAAAAGGUCCCAUGUUCUUUUAAUAGUAAUAUUAAAAUAGAGAGAAAAUUUCAGAAUCAAUACAAAUGUUAUUUUGUUGAAUUAGAUAAUAUCCGAGCGAUAUCAAAAAAGGUUCAAGGUGACAAUUCGCCAGUAUAUUUGUCGUCAUUGACUUAAUUCCCUGGAUCAACUUAGAGGAUUCUCAAUGUAAACAGUGAAAUAAAUAAUUCUGAAGAGAAGAGGGUUCCGUAUUUUGAUGUUGAAAAUCAUCUAAUUCCUGAGAAUUCUAUUUGUAUAAUUUAAUAAGACAACCAUCGAUAAACAAUAAAUUAAACUGAUACAAAUUUGGUUUGCACUUUACAAAUGAUGGAAUUUGGUAAGAGUUAAAAUAUAGUUGAACCAUUGUCACAAAAACGAUUGUUGCCCAGUUCAAAGUAUUCUCAUGAUGACGAUAUGAAGAAAUAGGUCAAUAAAAUAGCAGAGGAAGAUGAGUUUCUUGAAAUUGGAUCUACUUCAUCUGUUUCUGCAAUUAGAAGAUCGAAAUACUAUAAAAAGUUUGAGAUAAUUACAAUUUUAAUGAGGUCGAAGAAGCAAUCUGAGAAAAUUAUAAAAAUGAAUAAAUUCAUUUUUUUGUAUACAAUUGUGAUAUUACUGGGAUUGAUAAUAGUAAGCUAUAACUUAUAUAUUUAAUAGUAAAUAUUGAUGAUACAAAACCUAGAGCAUUUUGUUGAGGAUAUCAAAUCAUUAUCAAUAAGAUAUGAUGUUGUAGAACCCUAUGAAUCGUUUUAUGUUUCAAGAUUCUCAUAAGUUAAUUACAGGGAGUAAUUAGGAGGAGGUUAUAUAAAUGCUAGCUUGUAUGCUUAAUUGACAAAAUACCCAUUCUCCACAUUUGAAUUGAUGUAUAACCAUCUGAGAGAUAGUAUGUACAGAGUGCUAGAAAGAAGGGAGAUUGAUUAAUUAUCCGAUAACGAGUUUAUAUCAAUCUACUUUUUGAAUAACUCUUACGUGGGUUAUAGCAAGAAUGUGACACUAAGGUCAUUAGCUAAUAUCUUGAUGAAUUAUUAAUAUGACUUUAAGCUUGGAUUAACUAUUCGUAGUGUUGCAUUUGAUAGUCCAUUUUUUUAUUUUACAAGCAAGAACUACUUAACAAUUAAGCAUACAUUUGAUGGUCUGAAUAAGAUAGUUUUGGAUGCUACAUUGUAGAGAUCGAAUUUGGAGAGAGAAAAAUGGUUAGCAGUGUUGUUGCCAUUUAUAAUAAUCAGUUUGUUAUUAUGCAUAAUAAUCAUAAAUAGUUACAGAGAGUAUAAUUAAAUUAUGAAUUCAAUAUUUCAAUAUCUGAUGGAUUUGGAUCAGUAGAUAUUGGAUGAUGAAAAAAAGAGACUUCAAAAACAUUUGAGUAUAAUUAAUAAUGAAAUAGAGAAAGUGAGGAGGUUUGAGUUCGACAUUGAUGCUAUCGAUGUUGAAUUGGAUGAAUCUAACUAUUAAGUAAAAAGAAACAAUUCAAAAAGAGACGCAAAGAAAUUCAAAAUAACUAACAAUAAUUUAAGGACAACUACUACAAUAGCUAUGAUACAUUACCUGUUGUUCUUGACUUUCUUUAUAGUGAUAUUUUUCCUGAUAAAGAGAUAUUUUGGGAAAUACGAUUAAACUGCUGUCAUUUUUCAGAGAAUUAGUGAUCUUGGAGUUGAUAUUCCAACUCUGUAUGCACAAAGAGAAGUUUUAUAUAGAAGGAAACUAAGAUACUUUUUCUUGACUGAUCAAGAAAUAGAUGGAGUAUAUGAUGUAUUUUUUUAGGCUUAUAAUAAAGUGGAAGAGUUUUCUAAAUUAAACAUAGAUUUAAGUUCCAUAAAUUAUUUGUUUGAUGAAAAUUCAGUCACUUUUUAUUAAAGUAUUAGCACAGGAAAUUUGUGUGAUUUUCAAACGGAUUAAUUUAAGGAGUUGUCUAAUUCUACUUGUGAAUAGUCGAUGAACGGUAACUUACUUUAGGGAUUGUCUCAAAUCUUACCUUACAUUCUAUAGACUCUGAAAACUUAAUAGUUAGAUAGCAAAAACUUUACGAUCCUACCUACGAACACAAGACUUGAAUUAGAAGGUGCUACCAUUAUUGGUAAUGUUAUGUCAACUAUAAUAUCUGAACUCUAUGAUAAUCUACUAAUCUCGUGUUUAAAGCUAAUGAAUUUCACUUAGACUCCUUGCAUCAUUUUUCUAUUGUUCCAGAGCCUUUGUAUCAUACUUUACAUCAUGAUUAUGAAUCAGAAGCACAAAUCACAAUUUUAGUCUAUAAAGCAAUCCAUAUUUCUAUUCCCUAGAUAUACAUUAAUAUUUGACGAUUAGUUUUAUAGGAACUUCAGAUCUAUCAUAAAAGAUGAGGGGAUUUAAUAAUGA
Messenger RNA from Paramecium octaurelia, 4382 nucleotides. The record is from the annotation of a GenBank genome assembly. Lineage: Eukaryota; Ciliophora; Oligohymenophorea; Peniculida; Parameciidae.